Molecule: messenger RNA, 1386 nt
Organism: Cuscuta campestris
Lineage: Eukaryota; Viridiplantae; Streptophyta; Magnoliopsida; Solanales; Convolvulaceae
Source: the annotation of a GenBank genome assembly
GCAACUUUGGGGCAUGAUUUGUUGUUUUUUUUUUUUGGAAUUUGGAAAAAAAGUGGAUUAUAUUGAAAGAAUUUUUUUUAAAAAAAAAAAGUGUAAGAGGAGAGGGGCAUGAGUCGCCCAUGCAUCAUCAAUGAUCGGAUCUGGGUUGGUUGCAGAGAGAGGUGAGAUUCGAUAAUGGCGUCAAGGGAAUCGGCAGAAGGGUCAGUGCAGAACGUAUUGGAUCAGGAGACGCUGAAAUGGGUGUUCGUGGGAGGGAAGGGCGGAGUGGGGAAGACGACUUGCAGCUCCAUCAUUGGGAUCCUCCUCUCCCGGGUUCGAUCCUCCGUCCUCAUCAUCUCCACCGAUCCCGCCCACAAUCUCAGCGACGCCUUCCAACAGCGCUUCACCAAGGCUCCCACCCUCGUCAAUGGCUUCUCCAAUCUCUACGCCAUGGAAGUUGACCCCAAUGUCGAACAUCAAGAAGGUGGUAGUUCUAAUGGAAUGGAUGGGUUUUUGUUUGAUCUGGCAAAUGCUAUUCCUGGGAUUGAUGAGGCCAUGAGUUUCGCUGAGAUGCUAAAAUUAGUGCAAACCAUGGAUUACUCUGUUAUAGUAUUUGAUAUGGCACCUACAGGCCACACGCUACGAUUAUUACAAUUUCCCUCAACCCUUGAGAAAGGCCUUGUCAAAAUGAUGAGUUUGAAGAGUAAGUUUGGUGGCUUCCUGAGUCAGAUGGGUCGUUUCUUUGGAGUUGGUGAUGAAUUUGGUGAGGAUGCAAUCCUAGGAAGGCUUGAGGGAAUGAAAGAGCUUAUUCAACAAGUUAGCAGGCAGUUCAAGGAUCCGAAUUCCUCUCCCUAUAUGAGACGGAGAGGCUUGUGCAAGAACUCACUAGGUUUGAGAUCGACACUCAUAACAUUAUUAUUAACCAAGUGAUUUUUGAUGAAGAAGCUGUUGAGUCCAAGUUGCUCAAGGCUAGAAUGCGGAUGCAACAAAAAUACUUGGAUCAAUUCUACAUGUUAUAUGACGACUUCAGCAUUACCAAAUUACCCGUGCUGCCAGAAGAGGUGUGUGGGGUUGAAGCUUUGAAGGCGCUUUCGCAUAAUUUUACAACUCCGUACCGGCCUUCCCUUGUACGAAGCUCGCUAGAAGAAGUAGAACAGAGAGUGUGCAUACUAAGGGAACAAUUGAGUGUUGCUGAAGCAGAACUGGAAACACUUAGAAAAGGAAAACAAAAGCUUUGAGCUUUGGGUGUGCACACAUAUUGUGUCUUCUUCCUCCCAAGUGGAAUCUGUCUUUUUAUGUUUUCCACAAGGAUGUCAUUUGAAUUGUACCCUCAUUUAUUUCAUUUCAUUGUAGAAAACUUGCUGCCCUAGUUUAUUAACAUUAUUUUAACAAAAAAAAACCCCCAUA